UUCCAGAAGGAGAAGAAGAAGACGAAGAAGAAGAAGAAGAAGAACAAGCCCAAGUCAGAAAAGCGGACCCAUGGCUUUUAAACUUACAGGUUGAGCAACAUUCCUGUCUCCGAAAUUAAACGAGGUGUCGCAGUGUGAUUUAAGACAAGCAUGUAGCCAGAGAAAGGCCUUCUCUUCUUCACUGACACGGACAGAGGAUCACAAUGGCGAACGAGCCCGUCAGUGUCGUCUUCAAACUGUACUGCCUGUCCAUCAUGACCCUGGUGGCGGCAGCGUACACGGUGGCCCUGCGCUACACCAGGACCAUCGCCUCGGCAGACAUGUACUUCUCCACCACGGCGGUGUUCAUCACAGAGGUCAUUAAACUGGCCCUGAGUGUGGUCAUGCUGUCCAAAGAAACAGGAAGCCCCACGAGGAUGAAGAACACAAUAGUGGAACAUAUUUUUCGGAGCCCUAAAGAGCUGCUGAAGCUGAGUGUUCCCUCCAUCGUGUACGCUAUUCAGAAUAACAUGGCCUUUCUUGCCCUGAGCAACCUUGAUGCAGCUGUGUAUCAGGUGACUUACCAGCUGAAGAUCCCCUGCACAGCUCUGUGCACAGUCCUCAUGCUGAACCGCUCUCUGAGCCGGCUGCAGUGGUUCUCUGUGUUCAUGCUCUGCGGCGGCGUCACACUAGUGCAGUGGAAGCCUGCAGAGACCACAAAAGUGCAGAUAGAGCAAAACCCUUUCCUUGGGUUUGUGGCCAUCGCUAUUGCUGUCCUCUGCUCUGGAUUUGCAGGUGUGUACUUUGAGAAGGUCUUGAAGAGCUCGGACACAUCCCUCUGGAUCAGAAACAUCCAGAUGUACCUGUCUGGCAUUGUGGUCACGCUGGCUGGUGUGUACAUGACAGAUGGUAGCAAUGUCAUAGAGAAAGGCUUCUUCUUCGGCUACACACCAUGGGUGUGCUUUGUAGUAUUCCUUCUCAGUGUGGGCGGUCUGUACACAUCGGUGGUGGUGAAGUACACAGACAACAUCAUGAAGGGCUUCUCUGCUGCUGCUGCAAUCGUUUUGUCAACUGUGGCGUCAGUCUUCCUUUUUGGACUGCAGAUAACGGCUACCUUUGCCUCUGGAGCCGUGAUGGUGUGUGUGUCCAUAUACCUGUAUGGACUUCCAAAGCAAGACACAUCAAAGCUGACCAGGCAGGACGGAGACAAAGAAUCCCGACAGAAACUGAUCACUGUGUGAGCCUCUGACUUUACAAGAGAAGCUGCUAUCACUUGAGGACCAGACCCGUGUUGGGCCGCUCUCUGGGGUGCUAAACGAGCGCCUGCAGAGGGGAGAGCCACCUGUUACUUUCCAAAUGAACAGUCAGUGGGGUUGGCUCUGUAUUCAGUUCAUCACACAGAAGACAGCCUGUGUUCCACUUUAGUGUAAAGUCUGCUCCCCGACACACCCACAACCCAGCCAAACUGCACCCACUUUGGAUUUAAGGCAUCAAUGUGGAAAUACAGCAGAUUCUAAGAAAACAUUUUUUUGAUGACUGUUUAUUCAUAUCAUUUUUCAUGAUGUCAAAGGGCACUUAUUUGGCUAUUUUUGAUAAAACUGGACCUAUAAACUAGCUGCUGAUAAGCUCUGAAAAUAAUUGUAAGCAAUCAUUGAAAUCCAGUUAAGGUGUCUUCAGCCGUGCUGGAGCCCUAAGACUUGCGGAUGUUGACGUCUCCGUGUAUUUACUGUAGGAGACGCAGAACUUAUCACUUGAACAACUCAAUAGUGGAGGUCUUCAGCUUGACAUUGUAGCCUGUUUUGAACUGUGCAUAGUGAGUGUGUUGUUAUUAACAUAUAACAUUGAAUGUGCCUGGUCACAGGAGCUUGUGAAAGACAGCAGACUGUGUGGCAUGUUAAUAGUGGCAUAUCUCUAAUCUUUCAAUUCUGUGAUUAUCAAUGUGUUGUUUUUCAUGUCUGUGAUUCAGUGUCUUUUUUUCAAAGUCAUUUGAAAGCAUUAUUAAAAGCUAUAAUGAACGUAAAUGCUCUCAACGCUACAAAAUUGAAUUCUACAUACAGUUGUGAUAAUCAUAGUACGCAGAAUGAGAAAACCUACAUUCACAAUUUUAGCACUAUAUUCAGUCCUAAUGAUGUACAAAGGUCAGCAAGUAUUUUGUGUCACUUUUUAGACACAGAUGUUAUCCCCAAUCAUGUUACACAUAUUAUGUGUGUGCUAUAAAUGCACAUGACUUAAUGAAUAAGAUUAUAAGAUUAAAAAGCAUUUCCCUUUA
Myripristis murdjan (pinecone soldierfish) is the source of this 2248-nucleotide messenger RNA. It is a transcript of the gene slc35a1, whose product is annotated as solute carrier family 35 member A1. Gene Ontology annotation, molecular function: pyrimidine nucleotide-sugar transmembrane transporter activity. NCBI's taxonomy places the organism in Eukaryota, Metazoa, Chordata, Actinopteri, Holocentriformes, Holocentridae. Gene Ontology annotation, cellular component: Golgi membrane. The record is from RefSeq and is a predicted model, not a curated record. The transcript is spliced from 8 exons. Gene Ontology annotation, biological process: pyrimidine nucleotide-sugar transmembrane transport. Bases 204 to 1220 code for a protein of 338 amino acids.